Messenger RNA from Lodderomyces parapsilosis, 1410 nucleotides. RefSeq lists its product as uncharacterized. The coding region runs from base 1 to 1410 and encodes 469 amino acids. The record is from RefSeq and is a predicted model, not a curated record. The transcript has a single exon. NCBI's taxonomy places the organism in Eukaryota, Fungi, Ascomycota, Pichiomycetes, Serinales, Debaryomycetaceae. Gene Ontology annotation, molecular function: LPPG:FO 2-phospho-L-lactate transferase activity.
AUGCCAAAGAUCACAGUAGUAUCCGGAGGUACAGCCACUAAUGAGUUAACACCACUCUUUUCCAAUUUGUCUAAAAGCAACAAGACUUCGUACAUAUUGCCAAUUUCGGAUAACGGAGGCUCGACAUCGGAAUUGAUUCGCGUCAUAGGUGGCCCGGCUAUAGGUGACAUUCGGUCUAGGUUGACACGGUUGAUUCCUUCUCAUCAAGAACACAUUAAACAGUUGCUUACAUUUAGAUUAUCGCUGGAUCCUCAUAUAGCCAAGCAUCAAUGGAAUGAAAUCGUGGAAGGUACACACGAGUUAUGGACUCCUAUAAGUUCCAGUACAAAGGAAAUCUUUCGGAGUUUCUUCGUUCAUCUUCAUGUAGAGUUGUUGAAAAGAUCAAGAAUACACCAAUCAACAAAGCGACAGUUUAGGUAUGAAUUGGCCAGUGUGGGGAAUAUGUUUUUGACAGGUGUGCGUUUAUUCAUUGGGUCAUUGGACUCCUCCAUUGAACUAUUCUGCAAAUUGACCGACAUUAGCACCAACAUUCAAGUUUUGCCAUGUAUAAACACUAACUUUACAUAUCACAUUAGUGCAUUGUUGGAGAAUGGAUUGAUUAUAACCGGACAGUCACAAAUAUCACAUCCAUCAACAUCUCAAGAGUACCCGCCUCCAAUACAUAAAACUCGACCACCAACACCAUCUGAUGACGCAUUGAGGACAAAUUAUUUCACCGAUGCAGGAGUGCCUAUAAAUGAAGUCGAAAUUAGUAAGCACCAGCACCAACAAAGGAGAGUGAGUUUAGAGUCUAGCGUAUCGACAUUUUCAGAUUCAGACGAAGAAGAGUCAGGAAAUGUCCCACAAUAUACCCACCCAGAAUUGAAAAAAUCCCAAUUGCACUUCAAUAAACUGGAAUCGAUUGAGCCUUUGUUGUCUCCAAUAAAAAGGAUAUUUUAUGUGUCACCAUAUGGGGAAGAAAUAUGCCCUACAGCAAACGGAAGGGUUACUUCGACCAUUGCAAACAGUGAUACUUUGAUUUAUUCCAUUGGUUCAUUAAUGACAAGUAUUGCACCUGUCUUAGUGUUAAAGGGAGUAGGUAAGGCAAUCACCACGGGUAAAUGCAAAAACAAAAUUUUGCUUUUGAAUGGAUGUCUUGAUAGAGAAACAUUUGGUAUGACAGCAUAUGAUUUCGUCAAGGUAAUUGUCGAGUCCACUGAGUACUCCUUGAGGAAUCAAAACAUGAAUUCGGAGCAACUUCCGUGGAACAAAGUGGUGACACACUUGAUAUACAUGUCAGACCUGAAAAUCGACGUUGAUGUUGAGUUGUUGAAUUCGCGGGGAGUUGCAUGUGUUGAGGUUUCUAAAAUAGAAAACACAGACUAUUUUGAUUUGGGGCAAUUGGAGCAAACACUUGCUGAUAUUAUAUAA